CUCGCUCCACGCCAUCCACACGCAGCCAACCGGCAGCAACGGCAACCCGGCCCGCCACAACUCAUCCAACAAACCACACAACCACCGCGCCAUGCUGGGCCAGAACAACGGCGGCGGCACUGCCCCCGCCACCCCACAGGGCUUUGUCGGCAUGUACGACUUUCUCGGCAACCUGGGCAAGGGCCACUUCGCCGUGGUGAAGCUUGCGCAGCACGUGCUCUCCAAGCAGCGCGUGGCCGUCAAGGUGAUUGAGAAGGGCAAGCUCAAGCCCGACGAGGAGGCGCACAUGCAGCACGAGAUCCAGGUGAUGAAGCUGCUGCGCCACCCGCACGUCAUCCGCCUGUACCAGGUCUGCAACACCAACUCGCGCAUCUACCUCAUUCUCGAGCUUGGCGAUGGCGGCGACCUGUACGAGCGCAUCAAGAAGUCCGGCGCCUUUCCCGAAGAAAAGGCCCGCCGCUUCUUCCGCCAGAUUGCAGAGGCCGUCUCAUAUUGCCACAAAAACCACGUCGCCCACCGCGACCUCAAGCCAGAGAACGUCGUCUUUCGCACAAACAAACACGGCGAUGAAGUCGCAAAGGUGACUGACUUUGGCCUGAGCAACAGCUUCUCCCCCGGCGAGAAGCUCAAGACCGCGUGCGGGUCUGUCAGCUAUUCCAGCCCAGAGAUCCUCCUUGGAGAGCCGUACGACGGCCCGCUCGCAGACAUGUGGAGCCUCGGCGUGAUCUUGUACAUGAUGCUGACCGGGGAGCUGCCGUUCCAGGGCCACGACGACUACACCACCGUGAUGAAGAUCAUGGACACGUCAUACAAGCAGCCCGAGGGCGUCAGCGAGCAAGGCCUCGACCUCCUCUCAAAGCUGCUCAGCAAAGAGUGCGAAGACCGCAUCAGCAUGGACAGCGUGCUCAAGCACCAGUGGCUCGCCGGAAACAAGGACCGCGCCGCCGCCACAGCGUCCACAGCAGAGACAGAGCCCGGGACCGGCCGCCCCAAGCUCACGCCGGACGAACACGAGCGCAUCAUGCGCAUCAUGGAGGAAGCCGGCAUUGCGCGCGACGCCAUUGCGUCAAGCAUCAGCGCCAACUCGUACGAUUACAUUGCGUCGACGUACUUUCUGCUCGCCGACAAGGAGGUGCGGCGGCGGGCGCGGGGCCAGGCGAAGAAGAAGUCCAUGGAUCAGGCAGCGCGCGACUCGGCAAAGAAGGACGAGACCGUUCGCCUCCGCCGCGCAAUGACGCUCAGAGCAUCCCCAACGCACCGCCGCAAGAACCAGGGCAAGCCGCCGCGUCUUGGCACCAAGGCCGUGCCGCGCCGCCCGCGUGCCCGCCCAGAGCCCCUGCCAGACUACCUGCGCGAUCCGGAGCCCUGCUCCUCCGGCGAUGAGGACGGUGCCACAACGCCCAAGAGCGCAUGCCUCGUCACCCGCCGUGUGCACACCACCUCCGAGCGCAGCGUGCCCCGCACCUACCUGGACCUGGACUCUGCCAGCAACAGCAGCAGCAGCGUGUCGCCAAAGCGCGGCUCGCACGAAACAGUCUCUGCCACCCACGCGGGGGCGCCGUCGUUUGACUUCUCCACCCCGCAGCGCCCUACAACCGCCAGUCCCGGGCUGCGCCGGGCCGUGCCGCGCGUCGAGGCGUGCCCACCCAGCUCCGGCGAUGAGGAUGACGCCGACAGCAGGCGCACCAGCGCAGGCUUCCGCUACCGUGACAACGACGCUGACGAUGACAUGGAUGACGACGAGGAUGGCAUGUCCACGCCCGACAGGCGCGGUGUGCCCCCGCACAUGCAGCACCAGCAGACGGGCUCGCUCAAGCACCCGCGCAAGCGCGAUUCCCGACGCGUCAGCUCCACCUUCCACGACUCGUAUGGCCUGUCGCCGCGCUACUCAGCGUCGUGCCGCUUCAACCUGCCCAUGUACAUGGACGGCAGCGACUCGCCGCUGCACAAGUCCGUGUCGUCGAGCACGCUCAACACCUCGUCCCAGCGCACGUCCAUCGCCUCUGUGGAGAGCGGUGACACCUCACGCAAGUCGUCGUACGGCCUGGACGACAUGGACAUGAUGCGCACAAAGUCCACCACGCCAAAGUUCUUCCUGUGCGAGGAGGACGAGGACGAGGCGGAGGACCUUGAGCUGCGCGAUGGCCGCGUGUACACGGGCGGGGACGCGCGCCGCACUGCGCUCUCGCCCCAGCUCGGCCGGCACCACAACAGCAGCACGCCCUCGCGGGGAACGCGGCGGCCACACCCGCUGCAGCGGCUGGAGUCGCGUGAGGAGCUCCUGCCGCGCCACAACUCGGAGAGCGGGCUGCUGCAGAUGCGCACCAAGAGCAUGCGCUCAAUUGCCGAGGACAGCACACUCAACUUUGACGAAGAGGAUGAGGAGGACCUUGAUGAAGCUGACGAGAUGGCUGCGAUGGAGGUGGAGGCCGACGCCGGAUACGGCGUGCGCGGCACUGACGACGAAGAUGAUGGCGAUGGCGAUGAUGAGGGCGGAUUUGGGUUUGGUGAUGAUGACAUCAACGACACGGAUGUGCAGCGGCUCAGGGCGUCCACCCUGCCCAUUCUCGACCUUGGUCCAGAGCAUGAGCCACACAGCAACACCAGCAGCCCCCUGCACACCGUGUCGGGCGUAUCACGCGGUGCAACCACUGUGGACGCCGACGGCAGCUUCACAUCUCCCGCCACUGCCACUGCAACCGGUGUUCACAAGCACAUCGACGGUGGCCAACACCACCACAAUCACCACCAGCAGUGGCCGCAUAUGCAGCAGCCAGCCACGGGCACACUGUCGCCAAUUCCCCGGCGCGAUGGGCUUGAGCGUGGCUCGCUGUCGCUGCGCGUGCUGAAGCGCGAGUCUGCGUCGUCGUCGUGCGCGACCAUCAGGGCGGCGUCCGGCAUGAACUCGCCCGACGUCGGCGGCACGAGCGAGGACGAGCGCGACGAGCCCGUGAUGAUGCGCGGCGCCAGCGACAGCAGCAUCGACGACUACGACAACGUGCGCCGCAAGUUCUCUGGCAUGGAGGUUGGCGGCGAGACGAUGGCGGACCAGGAUGACGACCAGAACCAGUGGAGGGGCGAUGUGCACGAUGACACGAGCGCACCCACCGCAGCCAACAGCAGCGGUAAACCUGACGAUGCCGCCGCAAAUGAUCACCAUUGCCAAGACCGUGACCAAGGCAACAACAGCAGUGACGAUGGUGAUGGCGAUGAUGACGAGGAGGAUGGUGCUGAGGAUGAAGGCCGGCUUGGGGAGCUGUCUGUGCCAUACGGGCGACACGCGUUCUUUGGCAUGCGCGCUGCAUCUGUUGCGUGCGACAUGAACACGAGCCGGUACGCUGGCAAGGAGUGUAAUGUGAUCAUGGAGGAAGAAGAAGAGGAGGAGGAAGAAGAGGAUGAAGGCGAGGGCGAGGCUGAAUCGCGUGAUAUUCUCUGCGAGAGCUUGCCUGCUGCUGCGCACCGCCGCCUGGCGCAGGCGUACGCGCGAGCCGACACGCAGGCACUCACACCGCCAGCGGUGGGCCAUGGUACCGCGACCACGCCCGCGCUGCCUGGUCACCCUCCGCCACCGGCUCCAUCCUCGAAACAACAACUCCACUCCCACCAUCACCAUCACCACCACCCACACCAUGUCGGGAGCGAGAGCGGACACCACUCGUCUGAAGACGACAGUGCCGCGUCUCCCCGCACGUCGCGCUCACAGCUGCAGAUUGCAGUCAACAACUAAUGGCGCCCGAAACGAAUCGGGCUGCUUACCAUCUUUGAAAUUUCACCUUAAUUCACAUAACCUUUUUCACUCAACAAGGUCUCCUCUGCUCUCCCAUUAUUGGUCUUUCGUAGUGUUCGCACACGGGUUGAUGCUUGAGAGUGGUGGCUGUGCCGUUUAGUCUUCUUGUCCAUUUUACAUUUGAGUUGUGUGUGUGUGUGUGUUUUAUGUUGUUGUUGAUGUGUUGUUGUUGAUGUUCUUACACUAAUUCAUCAUCUGCGUGUUGGUGAUGAUCCCUGUACUAUUCUGGUUGGUGUAUGAUGUGAUGUGGUGGCACUUUAUGCAAGCCCUGUACUAAGCAUGAGUGCGUGCGGAUGGAUGUGUUCCUAUUUGAAGCCGUCGAGGGCGACUUGAUUGUUGGUUUGUCCAUUUUUACGAAUUGCGCUGUGGUGUGUUUGGAAGGACAUUGUUGUUCCAGCACACACGCACGCUCUUCUCCAGCCGCUGUCUGUGUUUUGUGCUGUGCAAUUGAUCGAUUGGCUGGGGAAAAGGCUGUUAGCUACCACUUGAAUUGUCGUCACUCUUGAACUCGUUGUUGUCUCCUGUUAUUGGCUCUUGGCACACACACGCGCGCGCACGCCUUUGCUCGCUUGUUCUUCGCCCCCCCCCCCCGUGGCGCAGCGUGUGUUUGAACUGUACAUAUCCCCCUCCCCAUGUUGUUGGUCCAGCCAGCCUUUUAGUUGUUGGUUGAUAAGGAAGGGUCAACAGUGCACCCCGACUUGUGUGUUGCUCGUUUGUCUUGGCCUUAUUUCUCGCGCUCGCUCCUUCCAAGCUGUGGUUUUCGAUUGAUUUUAACUGCACCACCAAGGCUGGCUUCCCGUCUUCAGUUUAUGUUGCUCGUCUCGUGCUCCGUGGUUAUGUUGGCGUGCGUUUGUUGCCCCCCCCCUCCUGUAGUGUGACCUAACUGCUUUCUGCGUUGUAGGGAUUGGCAGCUGUGUGGCUGUGAUCUCUGACAACUUCCAAUGCGUUUGUUGUGUGUGUGCGUGCGUGUGUGUGCUCUGAAUGUGGCUCUAAUUGGCAACUUUUGUUAGCAUCUUGUUCCUACGACUGCUUGUUGACUUGAUGGAUGUGUGAACGCACAAAACACGUGCGGGCUUUACUGUCUUUGCACACAACGCUGCACGUUGUGACAUGACGUUUUUCAACUCUCAAUUCAUCAAUUAAAACACAAGCAUGAAGCAA
Salpingoeca rosetta is the source of this 4948-nucleotide messenger RNA. RefSeq names its product CAMK/CAMKL/SNRK protein kinase. Gene Ontology annotation, cellular component: cytoplasm. Bases 92 to 3727 code for a protein of 1211 amino acids. The transcript has 4 exons. Gene Ontology annotation, biological process: intracellular signal transduction; microtubule cytoskeleton organization; protein phosphorylation. The record is from RefSeq and is a predicted model, not a curated record. Gene Ontology annotation, molecular function: ATP binding; tau-protein kinase activity; protein serine/threonine kinase activity. NCBI's taxonomy places the organism in Eukaryota, Choanoflagellata, Craspedida, Salpingoecidae.